AAAAAAGUCUAUUUGAAAUUAAAAUGGCGGAAAAGGUAAUGGAGGGUGAACGAAACGGUUGUGGAGGCGUCGCUGUGGAUGAUAUCCCGAAUGAGACACUGAAGAGAUGCUCCUCCGCCAGCCCCAGGUCGGCUCCCCCGCCCAAGUCUCCCCGCACCGACUCCCCUUCACCCACAGCUCAGACUUCAGAGUCGGGAGAAGUGAAUUCAGAGGCGGAAAAACCAGACAUGCAGACAGGAAUCUCAGAGCGAGCAGCCAGUCCGCCUGCACAGAGGAAAUCCUGGAGGAGAGCCACCAUCACCCGCCGGUCCCUCCCUUCUCUUCCCAACCCAUAUCAAGCAUUGUGCAAAAGCAUAAGUCCAUCCUUGUCACAACAAGAAAGGCUUGAGAAAUUGUUGGAGGCUUCAAUGAAGCUGGCAAUGGAAAGAACACGAGAUUCACUCCAGUCAGUGCCAAAAGCCUCCCUUGAUUCUUUUCAGAAACAGGUUGAGCACAUCCAAACAGAAUGUGGCUGCCUGGCCAAAAACAUACGCAGUGAACCACCACGACUCCUGUCAUGCUCAGCAAGUUCCAGUGAGACUACAGUAAAGAGGGCCAUGGAGAAUGUCCAGAGAGCCAUCAACAGGCUCCAGGCUGAGAGUGAAUCUUGGGAAGCACUGUUGAACAAACACCAGAGUAAAGCAGAGGAAUUAGAGGGGAAGGUUGAGAGGGGGCAGAAAAGUGGCAUAUCACUAAACUCUACAUGCAUUGCCCAAUCUUCACAGUAUGCUGUGAUACAGAGUAAACCAGAUUACCACAGUCUCCUCUCUCGGCAAAAACCCAUGUUGCAUUCUAUGGCAAUGAUUAUGGACACUCAGUGUAAGAUGAUAAGAGAGCUUCUUUCCAUCAAGGAUAAAUCACAUUUAGUGCUGAAGGAGACCAGUGGCCGAUUGGCUGAAGAGGCAGGAUUCCAGGAUAUUUCAUCAGACCCCCUCAGGAACCUCAUGUCAGCAAAUUUACCAACCACAGCUACAUAGUCAGUGAACGCUGACGUCUCUGUAUGAUGUAGAAAUCUGGAGUUUGUAUGUUUUUGUAUGUCUGUGUUUUUAAUAAUUUCACCUUUGACCCCAUGACAUUUUGUAUUGGUCAAGUUUUACACUUUCAUUUUAACCUAUGUGUUCAGAAGAGCUGUUUUUAAUCAGCAGCAGGUAAUUCAUGAUUUUGACCAGCAGGUGACAGUGGCUGGCUUUAUACAAAAUUGUGACUAGGUUGGUGCAUGAACUGAGUGGUUUUCUCUGUUAAGUGUUAAUUAAGAUUAUUCUCACCUGUAAAUCCUGGAACUGUGUAGAUUGAUAUUUAUAAAGGAACAGAUUAACAUUUCCCUAACUUUUCCCAACAUUUUGCAACAUAUAGUUUUUUGUUAUUUUUCUUUUCUCAUGAAAUAAAUGCUAAAAAUAAUAAAAAAACCAUUUCCUGAAAUAA
Molecule: messenger RNA, 1461 nt
Organism: Cololabis saira (Pacific saury)
Lineage: Eukaryota; Metazoa; Chordata; Actinopteri; Beloniformes; Belonidae
Exons: 11
Coding region: 24-1016 (330 amino acids)
Biological process (GO): mitotic sister chromatid segregation; cell division
Cellular component (GO): MIS12/MIND type complex
Source: RefSeq, a predicted model, not a curated record